This is a messenger RNA of Rhinolophus ferrumequinum (greater horseshoe bat), 363 nucleotides long. Its product is annotated as binder of sperm protein homolog 2-like. The record is from RefSeq and is a predicted model, not a curated record. The transcript is spliced from 4 exons. Gene Ontology annotation, cellular component: cell surface. NCBI's taxonomy places the organism in Eukaryota, Metazoa, Chordata, Mammalia, Chiroptera, Rhinolophidae. Gene Ontology annotation, molecular function: heparin binding. The coding region runs from base 1 to 363 and encodes 120 amino acids.
AUGUUUGCAGUGAUGGAGAAGCUGGCAGGCUGGGUGUCCCUGGUUCUCUGUGUAUAUGGACUGAAAGCAGCGUUUGUGAACAGUACCUGUGUCUUUCCAUUUAUGUACGGCGAUGUGGUCUACCACCAGUGCAUCUCUGUCCACAGCAGUUAUGAUUGGUGUUCUCUUGACAAGAAAUUCCAAGGCAGGUGGCGGUAUUGCACUGGAAAGGAUCCCCCCGUGUGUGUCUUCCCUUUCUUCUUCAGAAAAAAACUCUUUCACAGAUGCACCAAGGAAGGCUAUAUAUUGAAUCGGAGUUGGUGUUCACUGACAAAAAAUUACAACGACGACAGAAAAUGGAAGCAGUGCUCUCCUUACCAGUAA